Molecule: messenger RNA, 3038 nt
Organism: Syngnathoides biaculeatus (alligator pipefish)
Lineage: Eukaryota; Metazoa; Chordata; Actinopteri; Syngnathiformes; Syngnathidae
Gene: ap1g2
Product: adaptor related protein complex 1 subunit gamma 2
Exons: 22
Coding region: 160-2532 (790 amino acids)
Biological process (GO): receptor-mediated endocytosis; intracellular protein transport; Golgi to vacuole transport
Cellular component (GO): AP-1 adaptor complex; membrane coat; Golgi apparatus
Molecular function (GO): clathrin-cargo adaptor activity
Source: RefSeq, a predicted model, not a curated record
CAUGCUAAUGUAUCUAGCCCUUUACCGUAACACCCUCUCCACUGUUCGGCGCUACGAAAGGUUUAGCCACCGGCUACACUCCCUGAGAGACCUUCCUCGAUCGUUGGUGGAAGUACUAUCAAAAUAACUUGUUUUUGUUUGUUUUUAACUCCGCAUGCUAUGUCUCCAUCGAUACCACUGCAGGAGAUGAUCCGGGCCAUCAGGUCAGCCAGGACUCAGUGUGAGGAGCGGGGUGUCAUCCAGAGGGAAUGCGCUGCCAUUCGGGCACAAUUCAGACAAUCUGACAAUGAUGCCCGAUCUCACAACCUGGCCAAGCUUCUCUAUGUGCACAUGCUUGGCUACCCCGCACACUUUGGUCAGAUGGAGUGUGUUCGCAUGAUCGCCAGCCCUCGUUACAGUGAAAAGCGUGUAGGAUACCUGGGAGCUAUGAUGUUGCUGGAUGAGAAGCAGGAUGCCAGUUUGCUCAUCACCAAUUCUAUAAAGAAUGACCUGUCACACAAUAGCCAGUAUGUGCAGUCUCUGGCUCUGUGCACGCUCGCUUGUAUAGGGUCAGCAGAGAUGUGCAAAGAUCUUGCCCCAGAGAUCGACAGGCUGCUUCGAGCCUCUAAUUCUUAUAUUAAGAAGAAGGCUGCACUGUGUGCCAUACACAUUGUUAGAAAGGUUCCAGAUCUCUGGGAAGUCUUUGCUCCAACAGCUCGCUCUCUCCUGGCUGAGAAGCACCACGGUGUGCUCCACGGUGCUGUCGUGCUCAUCACUGUGCUAUGUGAGUGUAAUCCAGAGACACUGGAACGCUUCCGAAAGGCAGUCCCGGAUCUGGUUCACAUCAUGAAAGGCUUGGUCACGUCCAGUUACUCUCCAGAGCAUGAUGUGGCAGGGAUUAGUGAUCCUUUCCUACAGGUCCGCAUCUUGAGACUGCUGAGAAUCCUUGGUCACAACAACGAGGCAGCUAGUGACACUAUGAAUGAUCUACUCGCUCAGGUAGCUACCAACACCGAUAGCACUAAGACUGUGGGCAGUGCUGUGCUGUAUGAGACGGUUCUUACGGUGCUGGACAUCAAGUCUGAAAGUGGACUCCGGAUACUGGCUGUGAACAUCCUGGGUCGCUUCCUUCUUAAUAAUGACAGGAACAUUCGAUACAUUGCCAUGACUUCCCUACAAAAGAUUGUUGGGACAGACAACAUCGCAGUGCAGCGGCACAGAGGAACCAUCGUUGACUGUUUUAAGGACCCGGAUGCUUCUGUCAAACGCCGUGCGUUAGACCUCUCCUUAGCAUUGGUGUCUGCCAGCAACAUCCGCUCCAUGAUGAAGGAGCUGCUCGUGUUCCUCUCCUCAUGUCCUCCUGAACUCAGAGCUGAAGCAACCAGUGGUAUUUUCCAUGCUGCAGAGAGGUACGCACCCUCCCAGCGCUGGCACAUUGACACCAUCCUGCAUGUCCUCAUCACGGCCGGAAGUGAUGUGAGAGAUGAAACUGUCCCCAACUUGAUCCUGCUCAUCACCAAUGCUUCUGAGCUUCACCGUUACACUGUCCACAAGCUUUACCGAGCAGUCCUCGCUGACAUCUCUCAGCAACCUCUAGUUCAAGUGGCAUGCUGGUGCAUUGGAGAGUAUGGGGACCUGCUACUUGGAGAAGAAUGUCAAGAACUGGAGCCCAUUGAGGUGACAACAGACGGCGUGCUGGACGCAUUGGAAACAGUUCUACAGUCUCACAUGUCAACCCCAGCAACAAGAGGCUUUGCUCUCACUGCCACCAUGAAGUUGAGCACUCGAAUAAAUGGCAAUGUCGAUCGAAUAAGAAGCCUCGUAAGCAUUUACGGCAGCUGUACAGAUGUGGAGCUCCAGCAGAGGGCAGUGGAAUACAAUGCGCUCUUUCGAAAAUAUGACCACAUGAGAGCAGCGGUUUUGGAAAGAAUGCCUGUGAUUGAGAGGAACUCUCCAGGUCAUAGCAACGGGGAAUCUAUUGGGGAUGUCAAAGAAGAGAUGAAGGUGGGACAGGUCAACUCAAAAGAGGCCCUGCUGUCACAGCAGCCUGUUAACCAGGUAUGUGAUCUUUUGGACCUGCUUGGAGAUUCCGAACAGUCCAUUCAAGCUGGCACAGUACUUAUCCAGCCCAUAAACACAGCCAAGCCUGGCGGAGGGGAACUUCUGGAUCUGUUAGGUGGCUUUGAGCAAACUCCGCUGGCGCCAGGCCCCGCAAUGAGAGUGUACGAGAAGAACGGUGUAACUUUGACAUUCAGCUGUGAGAAACAGUCCGACUCGAGCCUGACAGUGACCCUGAAAGGAAGCAACUCGUCUGACUCAGACAUCACAAGCUUUGCUCUCCAGGCCGCCGUGCCAAAGAGUGUCCACUUACACAUGAAAGCCCCCAGCGGAAAUGCGCUUCCUGCACAGGGCUUAGCUGAGGUUACCCAGUUGGUCCUUCUCAACAACCCAAACAAGGUCAACCUUAAAAUGAGGAUACGGAUUUCUUACUCGAGCCAAGGGUCUUCCAUUCAGGACACAGUCCAGAUUGAUUCCUUUCCUGGGCUUUCCUGAUUGGCAUUGGUCAGUCUACUAUCAGACUGCCAUAACACCACUCCACAAAUGCCAGGAAUGGUUUUACACUAAUGUUGAACUUUGACAGAAAACACAACAUUGUGGUCUAUUUGUAUUGGCAUUCUCUACUUUGGAAUACAUAAAAACAAUCAAGUAUUUGUUUUUCAAUGUCACCUUAUGUGUAAUAUUCAGGGUUUGGAAUACUGUAGUUCAUUUUACCUUUGAUUGUCUUGUACUUUUGAGAUAAUGAAUGUAUUGCAGCACUCCCUCUCCAAAUGUUUUUAAAUGAUUUCAUUAAAUAUAGUUCAAUACUAACAAAUGAAAGUUUAUUAUGCCAGAAUGUCAUAUACCUUCAAGCUCUCGUGUUCUCCUGUGCCUUUUGUCAUUUUUGCUCAGAGGUUUGUCUACAUUUAAUAGUUUAAUUACAAAGUUGGAAUCAGCAUUUCUAUUCCUGUACUGUAUAAAUAACGAACCUUUUGAGAAAUAGUAAUUUGUUGAUUUAGUCU